UAAAUACGUAUACCUCCGGGGCAUUGUGACUGCAGCCGUCAGUGUUUCACCGUUAAAACAUCGACAAGGUUUGGGGCACCAUGCUGAUACUACUCCUGUCCACGCUCGCCCUUGCAGGGGCGCAGCACUUCGACGAACACUACCCGUUCGGGCAGCUGCAACAGCCAGUCGACACGGCGUUGGUUUUCGACUGUGGAAGCAACCCGAACCGUGCGAUCAAGAACCCGAAGUUUACCUUCCAGAGUACUGACCCUAACGCGGACCCUAACCAACAAAGUCUGACGCUUCCCGGCUCUUUCAUCCUCCAGGACUUCGAGAUUGAAGUGACGAAGCCGAUCGCCAGGCCCUUUAACGGGAGAGUGGAGGCUUGGAGAACCAUCUGGCUGUUCGGCGGAACCCCGAGUACCGUCCAGCUGGGGUGCUUCCCACUUACCACCGACAAUGUCGUGGGAAUAGACGGUCUGGGAACUUGUGACUAUGGCGAGCUGUGUUCAAUCCUGGACCUGAACACGCCUAUCGAUGACGUCACUGGUCAGCUGACGUGUUUCCCUGAGGCGAUAGCUCAGGGCAUCCCGGAGGACCAGUGCACUUGUGAAGGUAUCAUCGCCCCCAAGGUCUACUCAGCCCCGAACUACAACAGGCUCAUUGACUUCAGCGACUUGGAGUCGGGGCUGCUGACGUUCCUGGCCGAGGGUGACUACGAGUUCAAGUUGAUCGCUGAAGACGCUAACGGAAACGAGGAGGCCUGUAUCGGCAUCAGGGUUCCUAUUAAGGAGUACGUGGAUCCCGACGCCGGUGGCGGCUGGCUUUUCGGCAGGCGGCGCUAAAUCAGGCACUGACGUCAAUACUUUGUACAAUGACGUCUACACAGGAUCCACUGACGUAUUAAGUACUGUCGCAUCGACAAUGACGUCAGCACAGGAUUCAGUGACGUUAAACAACGCUGAUCAGUUACCAAUAAAACGAGGAUUGUGAAU
Molecule: messenger RNA, 977 nt
Organism: Branchiostoma floridae (Florida lancelet)
Lineage: Eukaryota; Metazoa; Chordata; Leptocardii; Amphioxiformes; Branchiostomatidae
Exons: 6
Coding region: 81-827 (248 amino acids)
Biological process (GO): ganglioside catabolic process; lipid transport
Cellular component (GO): cytoplasmic side of plasma membrane
Molecular function (GO): enzyme activator activity; lipid carrier activity
Source: RefSeq, a predicted model, not a curated record